AUUCAAAUAGGAAAUAAAUUUCUCCAAGCAAAGUAAAUCCCGGCGCCUCCAUCCAGCUCGAUCACACAAAAAAAAGACGCCGUUCACAUAUCAGAUUAGAAGAAAGAAAAAACGGGUAUGGAAGAAACCGACCCGCUUUCUCAGCUGAGCUUGCCGCCGGGGUUCCGAUUCUACCCGACCGACGAGGAGCUUCUGGUUCAGUACCUGUGCAGAAAGAUCGCCGGCCAAGACUUCUCCCUGCAGAUCAUCGGAGAAGUCGAUCUGUACAAGUUUGACCCCUGGGUUCUUCCCAGCAAGGCGAUUUUCGGAGAAAAAGAGUGGUACUUCUUCAGCCCGAGAGACAGAAAAUACCCGAAUGGAUCCAGACCGAACCGGGUCGCGGGUUCCGGGUACUGGAAAGCAACCGGAACGGAUAAGGUGAUUUCCACCAAAGGGCGAAAAGUUGGAAUCAAGAAAGCGCUGGUGUUCUACGUGGGAAAGGCACCGAAGGGAACCAAAACCAAUUGGAUCAUGCAUGAAUACAGACUGUGUGAUGCACCAAGGAAAGCUGGCAGUUCUCGGCUGGAUGAUUGGGUACUCUGCCGGAUAUACAAGAAAAUGACGAGCGCAGAGAAGGCGGCGAUGGGGCCGGGCGGGCAGAGCAAAGAACAGAGCCACGCGUCGUCGUCGUCAUCGUCGUCGCAGCUGGACGACAUGCUGGAGUCGUUGCCGGAGAUCGACGACCGCUUCUUCGCUCUGCCGAGGACGAACUCGCUGCUGAUCAAACAAGAAGAGAAGCUGAUGAAUCUGCAAGAACUGGGAGCAGGGAACUUCGACUGGGCUUGCGGCUUUAACCCGUUGCCGGAUUUGGGCAACGGGAAUCAGCAGCCGGUGGUUUUCGGGAACGACGUGAACUAUGCUGCAAAUGACGUGUACGGCCAGGCCGUGGCAGCUAUGAACUUUCAGGCGGCGGGAGAUGAUGAGGUGCAGAGUGCGAUCAAAAGUCUACGGGCGGAGAACUCGCCCGGUUUCUUCCAACCAGCUGCAAGGUUUUCGAGCGCACCCGACCCGUUUGGAAUCCGGUACCCCAACCAGAUGACUGGGAUGGGGUUCAGGCAGUGAAUAAGGAUCGUGGCUGUGACUAAAUUUUGGAAUAUGAUCGAUCGAGCAGAGAGGUGCAUGGGUUAACGCCGCCUAUAGCUGACGCCUGGCCGGCCGGGAAAUAUAUAUAUAAAUAUAUUAGGAAUACCGUAUAAAUGAUGAAUAUUAUACUCCGUAUAAUUAAGAUUAAAUGCAUGUGUACGUAGGUCUCAAGGUUUUAAUUUAAAAGCAUUUUGUUGUUAAUUAAUUUUUCUUGUAGAAUGCAGGAGAGAUCAGAGUUACCGUCCGAGCAGUAGUGUCCUUGAUGAUGUUCUUUAUAAUUAUGAGUGCUUGAUUUCGGUUAGAAACCAACUUGAGUUUCAACUUGGGAUGACCCUAACCACGAUUAAAACAUGCUAAAAGUGUAAAAGUGAGACUUCAUUGUUGCAUACAAGUAAAAAUAUUUC
Messenger RNA from Cuscuta epithymum, 1526 nucleotides. Lineage: Eukaryota; Viridiplantae; Streptophyta; Magnoliopsida; Solanales; Convolvulaceae. The record is from the annotation of a GenBank genome assembly.